AUGAAGAUCCUCACCGCCAUCACAGCAACUCUCCUAGCCCUCAGCGACCUCGUCGCCGCCCAUCCUUCCGCCGUCGAUUUUGCCCUCGACCUUCCCGCUGGCGGCGCCCUCGUCAUGGACCUCGUCCAAGGCAACGGCACCUUCCCCUUCGCCAACACCUCCAUGGGUCUCAGCAACCAUGCCAAGCCUCCAUUCCUCUACACCGCCUACUUCUGCACCGACGAGAACUGGACCGGCUUCUGCAUCGGCAUCGGCUUCCCGACCGACGCGUGCUGGAACCUCAAGCCCGACGGCGGCUUCUAUAAAGCUAUUACUUCGUUUGGCCCGGAUCAGAACACCUUCUGCCUCCUGUACACGACGCUGCGCUGUCAGAUGGGCAUCGGCGCGGACACGGUGGCGGGCUAUCUCUGGCCGGGCACGCCGAAUGUAGGGGAGGCGUUCAAUGAUCGCUUCGUCGCUAUGCAGUGUAUGGCGAAGAAGCAGACCUCCUGA
Molecule: messenger RNA, 492 nt
Organism: Coniosporium apollinis CBS 100218
Lineage: Eukaryota; Fungi; Ascomycota; Dothideomycetes
Exons: 2
Coding region: 1-492 (163 amino acids)
Source: RefSeq, a predicted model, not a curated record